Penicillium verhagenii is the source of this 747-nucleotide messenger RNA. RefSeq names its product SH3 domain-containing protein. Gene Ontology annotation, biological process: protein transport to vacuole involved in ubiquitin-dependent protein catabolic process via the multivesicular body sorting pathway. Gene Ontology annotation, molecular function: protein binding. The transcript has 4 exons. Gene Ontology annotation, cellular component: ESCRT-0 complex. Lineage: Eukaryota; Fungi; Ascomycota; Eurotiomycetes; Eurotiales; Aspergillaceae. The coding region runs from base 1 to 747 and encodes 248 amino acids. The record is from RefSeq and is a predicted model, not a curated record.
AUGGCAAACGACUUCGCCUCGGCCAUGACCACCCGGUCGCUCCGCAUGGUCCGCACCGAGCUGGAAUUCCUAGCAGACUCCUCCGUGAUCUCCCGCCAACAGCUCAACUCCAUCCUCUCACAACUUCCCGACGAGUCCGAUGCUCGCUCCGCGCCCCGACGACAGAUCACACCGGUGACAUCCACACCAUCACCCCUACCGGAACCCGUCCAGGCCCAGCCUGCCCCGGCACCCUACGAUCCUCCUGUUCCCCAAAUGCAAAAUGUCUCCUUGAACGAGAAAGCCCAGAUGCACAACCAAUAUGCGUCCCCGCCUCCUCAGAUGGCCCCGCCCGCAUACCCUCAAGUGCCCCCGAUUCGGUCUCUCGCCGAGGCCUUGUAUGCAUACACACCUACCGAUGCCGGCGAUCUUGCAUUGCAACCCCAUGAUCGUAUCCAGGUUAUCGAGCAUAUGAAUGAUGACUGGUGGCGUGGUCGCAACGAGCGCACUGGUAUGGAGGGCAUCUUCCCUCGCAGCUACGUAAAUGUUAUCCCAGAAAAGGGAGGUGCAGUUCCCCCACCUACCAACUAUGGAAACAUGCCUUUGGACGUUAGUCAGGGGGGACCUUCAGCUCCUGAGUCCAACGACCCGAACCAGAAGAGCAAAUUUGAGCAAGGAGGCAAGAAAUUUGGCAAGAAGCUGGGUAAUGCUGCAAUCUUUGGUGCCGGUGCUACUGUUGGAUCCAACAUCGUGAACAGCAUCUUCUAA